Messenger RNA from Brenthis ino (lesser marbled fritillary), 405 nucleotides. Lineage: Eukaryota; Metazoa; Arthropoda; Insecta; Lepidoptera; Nymphalidae. The record is from the annotation of a GenBank genome assembly.
AUGGCACGCAGCCGCUCCGCCCUCCUUACGCUGGCAGCUCUCACAGCACUCGCCGGGUGUUGUGUGUGCGCGCCGCAAGGCAGCGUGCAGGGCGGCGUGCAGGGCGGCGCACAGGUGCCGGCCGUGUCGCACUCCACCGCGCCGCCCGCCGGCGUCGGCGGCGUUCGAAGAUUCAGUCAGUAUUCCAGAGGGCGAGGUUACCGCGACUGGCGCACCCGUGGCGAUCCCACGCUUAUCAAUUCUCUGUGGCGCAGCCGGCAACCAUUAGGCAUUCGGAAACAACUCGGGAACGCAGAGGUGUACAUAGUGCUAGCGCUACUUAUAGGCGUAGUGACGGUAGUGGUAGGGUGCUGGCUGUCGGACAACUGUUGGUCGCCGGAGCCGGAGGACGUGCUGGCGGGCGGC